Malassezia pachydermatis is the source of this 1218-nucleotide messenger RNA. RefSeq lists its product as hypothetical. Gene Ontology annotation, biological process: peroxisome organization. NCBI's taxonomy places the organism in Eukaryota, Fungi, Basidiomycota, Malasseziomycetes, Malasseziales, Malasseziaceae. Gene Ontology annotation, cellular component: peroxisomal membrane. Bases 1 to 1218 code for a protein of 405 amino acids. The record is from RefSeq and is a predicted model, not a curated record. The transcript has a single exon.
AUGUCGCGAGUAUGGAAUGCGUACGAGUCGUUCCUGCUCUCCAAUGCGUCGCAAAUCACGGCGGUAGAGUCGUCGUUGCGCAGUUUUACAUAUAUUCUGCCUGGUCGGUUCAAGGAUGCCGAAUUGGCAGGUGAGGCCAUUUAUGCGGCCGUUCAUCUGCUGGGCAUGUACCAUGACUCGGUCCUCUUCCGCAUCGUAUAUGCACGCAGCGCACGAGACGCACAGGCUUCCAAUGUGCGUGCCGGCGCGGACGUGCCAAAAAUGUCGCUGCAUGCGCGCUACACGGCGUACUGGCGCUCGUUGAGCGGCAAGUACCAUCGCGCAGCGACGGCGCUUAUGAUCGUCGAGGCAACGCAGCUUCUGGCUGAGAUGCUAGCGCGCCGUCGUCUCGGUAAGGCACGUGCUUGGGACGUGGUCGUGGCCAUUGAGGCGAUCAAAGCCGCGCUGCGUUUCUCCUUGGUACGUGCGUCGCAGCGUCGUCCAGUCAUUUCACCGCCGCUGCCGCAACGUGAAUUUGAUCCAGCCCUCCUGGAGCGUCAGCGUGUGCCUGGAUCCGCGGCAACGUGGCAGGGCAGCCGGACAGGGAUCAUCCGUCGCUCCCUCAGCACGAUGCAAGGCCGCGAUGCCUACGAGCAUCUCUUGUCACACACACUGACAGAGCAAGACGUCUCACCACCGCCCCUCCUGGUUCGAGCGCUCUCGACGAACAUCGGCAGUGCCGCAGAGUGCCUAUGGAUCCUCCGUCCAUUGGUGUAUGUGCUGCUACUUCGCCACUACGGCCCUCGCGAUACGCGCCCCUUCGUCACGUCGCUGCUGCUUGAAUGGCUCGCACGCGCUGUGCGUAAGCAGGCGCUCUUGCCGCGCGGUCUAGCGGCCAAGGAUAUGCCGCCGCCACCGCCUUCGUCGAUUUCGCUUAUGCUUACGAUGCUCGGCAUUGAGAACUCGAUGCUGGACUGGCUCGCUAGCUCAUUGUCGGCGCAGCCACGGCAUCCUGCUCUGAAGCCUGUGAGCGCCGUAGAAGGCGACGAAUGGGCUUCGCGUGAUCGGGCGUUCUGGUGGUACCUGCUGCGCGGCCCUGUCUGGUACCAGUGGACGCGGCCCAAGAUCGCCGGGUUCGUCGCGCGAACAGAAAAGCGCCGUAUCAUUGGUCUGCUGGGCAGCAUUGUCGGCGAAUACCUUCCGCUCAUUGACGACUACUAUUACUACUCCUCUGUGUAG